UACUGUGCAGCACAGCAUUUAUUCGCUAACUGCAUGCAAAUAAAUGGAUAUCAAAUUAAUUUCUAAGCAAGAUUCUCUACUUUAUGGUCACGUUAAGUGUCGUGUCUAGCGAAAAUGCUUCGCUGUGAAGAAGGACAAAGUGGCCCCACGUAUGACUCUCUACAGGAAGUCAUUGACAAGAAGUCCUUCAGACCUUCAGUCAACCUCAGCACCCCCACCAUAACCAACAUCUCCUUCACGCUCUACGCUAUCUUGGGAGUGAAUGAAAAAGCACAAAUUCUUACCACGUUUCUCUGGCUCAGGCUGUACUGGUUCCAUGAGUUCCUCAUCUGGGAUCCAGAAGCCUGUGACGGCAUUACAAAAAUCUCACUUCCUGUCAACGAUCUCUGGACUCCGGACAUUAUCGUUUAUGAGUUCGUGGAUGACGAUGUAUCUCAGGCCUGUCCUUAUGUGUAUGUGAACCACACGGGCCACAUCCGCUAUGACAGGAUGCUGAGGCUGGUUAGCGCCUGUAACCUACAGAUAUUCAGUUUCCCUUUCGACAUACAGAACUGCUCUUUCACCUUCGGCUCCUACAUGCAUACCAUAAAGGACGUCCGUGUCAGUCCUGCCCUGUCCUUUAAGGAGAUGACGGGAAACUCGAAGCGUUACCUGCAGGCCAGUGGAGAGUGGGAGCUGGUGGUUAUCUUGGGCAACACGGACAUUUUGAGGUUCGGAAUAGAUGAAUGCGACAUCAUCACUUUCUGGGUGGUGAUAAAGCGACGGCCGAUACUGUAUGUGGUGAACCUGAUCAUCCCCAGCUCCUUCCUCAUGAUCAUUGACAUCCUGUCCUUCUACCUGCCGCCACACAGCGUGGAUCGAUCCUCUUUCAAAAUGACCCUUAUUCUAGGAUAUACAGUCUUUCUUCUCAUUAUGAACGACCUGCUUCCCAGCACUGCUAAUGGAACACCUUUAAUAGGUAUCUAUUUCUCUGUGUGUCUGGCACUCAUGACCAUAAGUCUGCUGGAGACGGUGCUCAUCACCUUCGUCCUCCACCACAAUUCAAUGAAAUACAGGGAGGUGCCACACUGGGUUCAGGUGCUGGUGAUGCGCUUCAUCGCUCGACUUAUUUGCUACAGUUUCCCUGAAGACCCUUUAUCUAAGCUAGAAGGGAAACAAGAAUCCAAUCCAUGGGUUGUCCAGCCCUCACAAUCAACGUCCGGUCAACAGACAUCCACUAAUGGUGAGACAAGAACAGCCCCUGAUGUUAACUUUCAAAUCAAAAGCAUCCAAACCCAAAGCUUAAUGUUUGCUAUUUGUCCCCUAGCCUCUGGAUCCAUGACUCUGGAUGUGCCUGAACUAAGACAGAUCAGUCAGGAUCUUAGAGAGAUAAACACUUAUUUGAACAUUCUACGAAAAGAAGACCAUCUACAGAACCAGUGGUGUCAUGUGGGCUACAUCCUGGACUUCCUUCUCUUCCGCAUUUACCUGUUGAUAAUCACGGGAUAUGCACUUGUAAUCAUAUGCAUGUGGUGCGUUUGGAUGAACCAGUAG
Carassius carassius (crucian carp) is the source of this 1533-nucleotide messenger RNA. Its product is annotated as 5-hydroxytryptamine receptor 3A-like. Lineage: Eukaryota; Metazoa; Chordata; Actinopteri; Cypriniformes; Cyprinidae. Gene Ontology annotation, molecular function: extracellular ligand-gated monoatomic ion channel activity; neurotransmitter receptor activity; transmembrane signaling receptor activity. Gene Ontology annotation, cellular component: membrane; synapse; neuron projection. The transcript is spliced from 7 exons. Gene Ontology annotation, biological process: chemical synaptic transmission; nervous system process; signal transduction. The coding region runs from base 115 to 1533 and encodes 472 amino acids. The record is from RefSeq and is a predicted model, not a curated record.